Messenger RNA from Salvelinus namaycush (lake trout), 2077 nucleotides. RefSeq names its product serine/threonine-protein phosphatase 2A 55 kDa regulatory subunit B gamma isoform-like. Gene Ontology annotation, biological process: peptidyl-serine dephosphorylation. Gene Ontology annotation, cellular component: protein phosphatase type 2A complex; cytosol. The coding region runs from base 87 to 374 and encodes 95 amino acids. The record is from RefSeq and is a predicted model, not a curated record. Gene Ontology annotation, molecular function: protein phosphatase regulator activity. The transcript has 2 exons. Lineage: Eukaryota; Metazoa; Chordata; Actinopteri; Salmoniformes; Salmonidae.
UCCGCAGCAAGCUUUGCUCCCUGUACGAGAACGACUGCAUCUUCGACAAGUUUGAGUGUGCCUGGAACGGCUCAGACAGUGUGAUCAUGACUGGGGCCUACAACAAUUUCUUCCGGAUGUUUGACCGGAACACCAACCGUGACGUGACCCUGGAGGCGUCCAGGGAGAGCAGUAAGCCCCGGGCCGUGCUCAAGCCUCGGCGCGUCUGCCAGGGCGGGAAACGACGCAAGGAUGACAUCAGCGUGGACAGCCUGGACUUCACCAAGAAGAUCCUGCACACGGCCUGGCACCCCACGGAGAACAUCAUCGCCAUCGCUGCCACUAACAACCUGUACAUAUUCCAGGACAAACUCAACCAGGAGAUGCAUGGCUGAGAGAGAGAGAGCAGGAGGCUGGAGACACACACACUGAUGCACACAUUCAUUCAGACAGUAAGGCAAGCAAGAACAUGUAACAUAUGCACACACACACACACACUCUCUCUAGUUGACAGGGAGAUGCUGUAAAGACACACACUCCACAGUUCUCAGUGGAUGGACCGGUCCACCCUAGGACCAGACAGGGGGAACUGGAUAACCCAAUAAGAAUGAUGCUGGAUUAUGGUUUAUGGAAUUCUAAAUCAUGGAUGUGUUGACUGUUGACCUCUGGAUUGUGACUGAUCUGAUGGUGUUUGUUUUGCUAUUGGUCAUUUUUGCAUUCUGAGGGGUUUGACCUCUUGACAGGAGGAGCUUUCACAUGUCUGUCUUUUUCUGAUCAUCUGCCUCUUCCUCUUCUUCCCCUUCCUCCUCCCUCUGUUUCUGUACAUGUCUGUGCUCAGUCCUCUCCUACAGUCUGGAUUGAUUCUUGACUUUGGUGUAAAAAACCCAUUGUGGUUCCUGGUGGUAACUAGUGGAAAUGUUUGGGGAAUGUUUGAAGUCUAAUUAUAGUUUUUUUGUUAAAUCAUGUUACAUUUUUUAAUUAUCAUUAAUGAUGAUGGUAAAAGUGAUGACAAUGACAGUUAAUGGUACACAAGACAUUAGUCAGUAGGACCUUGGGUUCCACAAGGCUGUCUGUCACACCUAGGUGACAUUUAAUCCUGAUGUUUCAGUUGAUUGUGAAGACUGCUGGGGAACUUGGCUGUGUCGUGCAACUUUGCAAUGAAACACAAGGAAUGAAGCAAAAAUCAAGUCCAACAAUCAAGCAAAAAAUAUGCUGCAUGAUGGAUUUUUUUUUGUUUAUAUAAAUUUACUGGCUGCCUUUCUAACCAUAAACAGGCUGUAAAAAGGCUUCUGGAGCUCUGCCUCUACACAGCACUAGUUACCAUAGACAACAACAAAGAGCUCUCCUUUUGUUUGUGUUUACCGGACACAAAAAGCAUGUUUACCAGUGUUCAGUUUUACGGUGUACAUUUGAAAUGAAGCCCAAAUAAUACAUAGGUUUUAAAUGAAGAUACUGAACCAGAGGUAUGGGGAAUGUUAUCAACGUUGUAAUCUAAACUGUUAAAGGAAUGUUUUAUUAACGUUGCAAUCUAAACUUUUAAAGGAAUGUUUUAUUAACAUUGCAAUCUAAACCUUUAAAGGAAUGUUUUAUUAAUGUUGUAAUCUACACCUUUAAAGGAAUGUUUUAUUAACGUUGUAAUCUAAACCUUUAAAGGACUGUUUUAUCAGGGUUGUAAUCUAAACCUUUAGAGGAAUGUUUAAUCAACGUUGUAAUCUAAACCUUUAAAGGGCCUGAAUGGUAUCUGCUAUAUAUUCAACUCUUUUUGACAUUUCUAGGUUUGUUGUUUCGGAUCAAGAACCAAGAGUGCAGAGCCAAUCAUCUCUGACGAUGGUGUUCAUGGCAACAAGAGAGAGAUUAUUAAACUCUUCCCUCCAGCCUUUCAACAAAUUCAGAUUUUUUUUGAGAACAGUUAUUGUUAAUUUAUAUAUAUUUUUAACAUCUGUCACUUGUGUUUGAUUUCAUGUCCUGCUGCCCUGGCAUUGAUUCACAUAUUUUGUGUUCAUGUAUUUUCAACGGGAAAAAGAUCUCAUGAACAAUUACAAAUAUGUUAAUGUUAUUUUUUUUUCCUGAAUAAAGAUUUCAACAAUAUUGCAUCCUA